UUCCACUUCCCGACAUCAUGCCUCGCAGUGUCUACAAACGUCAUAUGAGCACCACAGACAUCAGCUACCCCUACCCAGCCCGGCCUCGGCAAAGUGUCUGUAUCUCCUCUGACCUCCCACGGUACCGCCGCUCUUCCCUAAAAGAUCAGGGAUUUGUCAAUGGACGCUGGUACCCCCGCCAUGCCGUAAGCGUUCCCGACAUCACUCGUGGACCUCGCUACAUCAACAUGCCGCCGCGCAGGCUCUUUUCUGCCCCAGCAACAGGGCCUGACAGGACACCAAAACAACGGUGCAAGCUAAUAGAAGCCGAGCUUCACCAAGGCAAGGCCGCCACGAGGAAGGAACGUCAAAGAUACGUGGCAAAGGACGGCAAGUGUCAAGUCAACUUGGGACGCAUCCAGGAGAAGGCGCGCUUCCUGUCGGACAUCUUCACCACCAUCGUUGAUCUCAAAUACCGCUGGUUCCUCUUCCUCUUCAUGAUGUGCUAUAUCGUGACGUGGCUGAUCUUUGCCACCAUCUACUACCUAGAUGCCUUUUGGCGGCACGAUUUGCUCCACUUCGAAAACGACGACUGGAACCCGUGCUUUCAGAACGUCAACAACUUUCUAUCGGCUCUGCUUUUCUCCGUGGAGACCCAACGUACCAUCGGAUACGGAUCCCGCAUGGUGACGGCCAACUGCCAAGAAGGGGUCUACCUGAUCAUGGCCCAGUCCAUUGUGGGCUCCAUGAUUGACGCUCUCAUGGUGGGCUGCAUGUUCGUCAAAAUUUCCCGCCCUAAGAAGAGAGCCCAGACGCUGAUCUUCAGCCGGAACUGCGUAGUGUGCCCGCGGGAUGAGCGCCUAGGCUUGAUGUUCCGCAUCGGCGACCUGCGAGACAGCCACAUGGUGGACGCCAAAAUCAGAGCAAAGCUCAUUAAGUCGCGCCAGACGUACGAAGGGGAGUUCCUUCCCCUGGAACAGUCAGAAAUAAACCUCGGCUAUGAGACCGGGGAAGACCGAUUAUUCCUGGUGGAGCCGCAAGUCAUCUGUCACGUGAUUGAUGCAAACAGCCCUUUUUACGAGAUGGGACCACAGGAACUCCUGCGAGAGCAGUUUGAGAUCAUCGUCAUUCUGGAAGGAAUUGUAGAAGCCACCGGGAUGACCUGCCAGGCCAAGAGCUCUUACUUGGAAAACGAAAUCAUCUGGGGUCACCGUUUCGAGCCCUGCAUGACCCUGGAGAAAGGCGCCUUCCGUGUGGACUACAAACGCUUCCACAAGACCUUCGAGGUCCAGCUGCCGCACUGUAGCGCCAAGGAGAUGGAGGAGAUGCGGGAUCUGGAGGGCUCGGAGUUCAGCUUCUACUGGGAGAAUGAAGACUUCCUCACUGGGCGCCGUCACACCAUGACGGACAGGGGGGAUGAGGAGGAGGAUGAAGAGGAGGAGGAAACACGUACACAAGGAGAAGGUUUUUCCGACCGCAGCAGGCGGCUGAUUGGAAACAUCGCAGAAGAACGCAGCUUGGACUUCAACGGCAGCGAUUAUAACCUCUGAGCAUGAUGGACAAAUGUGGACUUAGUAUGGUGGAGGAUAUAGC
Molecule: messenger RNA, 1572 nt
Organism: Nanorana parkeri
Lineage: Eukaryota; Metazoa; Chordata; Amphibia; Anura; Dicroglossidae
Product: G protein-activated inward rectifier potassium channel 3-like
Exons: 2
Coding region: 18-1529 (503 amino acids)
Biological process (GO): potassium ion import across plasma membrane; regulation of monoatomic ion transmembrane transport
Cellular component (GO): plasma membrane
Molecular function (GO): inward rectifier potassium channel activity
Source: RefSeq, a predicted model, not a curated record